Messenger RNA from Aureobasidium musti, 219 nucleotides. NCBI's taxonomy places the organism in Eukaryota, Fungi, Ascomycota, Dothideomycetes, Dothideales, Saccotheciaceae. The record is from the annotation of a GenBank genome assembly.
AUGGAGUGGCAGAUGAGUGGCAACGAAGCUGCUAGAUCUUCAAGGCCACACGGACCUGACAUCAAAGAAGAAGAGGAGAUUGAGAUGGAAUUGAGGGAGAGUGAUACGAGUGAGGGGCAAGAGCAGAUGCAAGAGCAAGGCACAAAGUACAGAGGUGAAGACAUUACUGCUGGGGAAGCUGUUGCUGAGAGGACGCCAAAGAGCACUUCGGGGAGGUAG